AUGGCGAGUCACGUUACAGUUGGCAAAUGGCAAGUCACACCAUCUUAUCCCCUCGUAGUAGAUCUGGAUAGUGAUAUAGAUUCCCAGACGGAAGAUGAGGAAAUCAGCGACAAUUCCAUCGAUGCAAGGUCAUGUCAGGGUCACUUUGGAUAUGCGGAAGUUGGCAUUAUGUCCAUACCAUAUAUAUUCCGGCAAUCGGAGAAAUAUUGCUCGGUUCGCAUAUUUGAAUCAAAAGUGUUGUCAUUCUUCUUCAAUUGCCUGCAUCAGAAUAUCUGCUUGACUGGCCCUAUUGUGACCAGUUGGAGUCUCACGAAGGCGGAGGCACGUCUCUUCAACGAGAUCAAUGUGGAGCAUUGCAAUGGGGAAUAUGGUAAUGACUUAUUCACCCAAGAGGAUUUAAUUGUACAUAUAAGCGAUGCCAUAGCUUUCUAUCAGUAUCUGAACAAUUCCUAUAAUUUGUUGCGCACGUCAAGGGCAACCGAAAAAUGCGGAUUUGUAGAACUUAAUUUGGAGUCUGUUGUGCCCUACGUAUGGCGGAAUAAAACGCGAGUUGUCCCAUUAUUCUACUUCGAAGGCAAAGUGGAUCUGAAGUGCCAUGCGGAUCGUUUAGUUGGCUGGGAUUUGGCCUAUAUGAAAUGCUGUUGCAUAAUCCAGGGUAUACGGGAAUGUUUCUUUUCGGGUGAUUUGCUUGUCUUGCCACUGGACAUCGUCAUGAGCCUUUUUCCCGAAGGCACACAAAUCAAGCCGUUUUCGUUGAACCAAGUAGAGCGCUUUCUUCUACGAAUGCCAACGUGUGAAGAAGAAUCCAUAACCGAAUAUCUGCCAUUUGUGUGGCACGCUCAGGUCGAUGACGAAAUUGACGGAGAACCGAUCUGA
This is a messenger RNA of Drosophila willistoni, 876 nucleotides long. RefSeq lists its product as uncharacterized. The record is from RefSeq and is a predicted model, not a curated record. The coding region runs from base 1 to 876 and encodes 291 amino acids. NCBI's taxonomy places the organism in Eukaryota, Metazoa, Arthropoda, Insecta, Diptera, Drosophilidae. The transcript has a single exon.